UUUAACAAAAACAGCUUUCGGCUUCAUUACAUUAGAAAUGAACAGCGCAGGGUCUUCUUCUUGGCUUGUCAGCGGUUUGGCAUGGAUGAAUCCAAACUCAUGUAGGCCCAACAAUGAAAAGUUUGAUAAAUUGGCAUCUGCUUUCAGGUUCUUGGAUGCAGGUAUUGAUGAUGUUCAAGUCCUGACUUUGACAAGAGAGGACCUGAAUGAGCUUUUUCCAGGUAUUAAGAACUUUCAUCUGAGAAGAAAGAUUAUGGCGCUUACUACAGACAUGAAGUCAGGUUCAUACACUUUUGCCAGCGCUCUGAAUAAUUUAAUUCAAAGAAAUAACAAUGAUGCUGCUGUGCAGGGCAUUUUAAGAGAGAGCCUUUGGGCUUUUAGAAAAAUGGAGGAGCAGCUGAAAGUAGCACAGGCCUCUCUGAAACCGUCCAUCGAUGUAUUAAACAGUCUAAUGGAGGCAUCUGUUAAAAAAGACUGUAGAGAAGCAGCUUUAAGUGGCAAAAAAUGCAAAAAGCUGGUUUCCCCCCAGUUAUAUGUUUUAAUGUGGAAAUCUUUCAAAUAUGAUUUGUAUUCCUUAACAGCAAAUAAAAAAGCAGUUCUGGUGGUGAUGCAUCAUACGUUCAAUCCUAACUAUGUGGGACCCAGCUCAAACGCAACAUCUUCAGUGAACAUUGUGGAACAUGUGCAUGUGUUUUUCCAUGACACAGCUAAGGGUCUCUUAAUGUGUCCCACGAAUGACCAUGCAAUCAUCAAAUUUCAGUCUGUUUUGCACCAGUAUGUUGGUACUCGCAUGUCUUGA
This is a messenger RNA of Myxocyprinus asiaticus (Chinese sucker), 799 nucleotides long. RefSeq lists its product as uncharacterized. NCBI's taxonomy places the organism in Eukaryota, Metazoa, Chordata, Actinopteri, Cypriniformes, Catostomidae. The record is from RefSeq and is a predicted model, not a curated record. The coding region runs from base 38 to 799 and encodes 253 amino acids. The transcript is spliced from 7 exons.